Trichoderma asperellum CBS 433.97 is the source of this 2400-nucleotide messenger RNA. The record is from RefSeq and is a predicted model, not a curated record. NCBI's taxonomy places the organism in Eukaryota, Fungi, Ascomycota, Sordariomycetes, Hypocreales, Hypocreaceae.
AUGGUUCGAGCAACGCAACUGUUGGCGUGGCUCGCCGGAGUGGCAUCUACACAAAAGAGUAUUGGUAUUGAUAAAGAUUCUAGACUCACUACCCGUGAUAUUACUGCGUCUCUAGAUGCCAGUCUCACUUUUGGUCAAUGCCACCCUGUGGUCCGCAACGAAGAUUUUUGGAUUGAGACAAUCAAGCAUACCGGCAUCUCUCCAUUUCUCAAUGAUUCCUCAUACACAGUUUACCGUAAUGUCAAAGAUUUUGGUGCAAAGGGUGAUGGUAAAACAGACGAUACUGCGGCCAUUCAAGCGGCGAUUGAUGCUGGCGGACGUUGCUUAUGGGGAUGUGGUCCGGGAGAUCCUCCGGCGAAAACGCUGAAGCCCGCACUCAUCUAUUUCCCCUCUGGAACUUACAAAAUUUCACGAACUCUUAACAGCUACAUCUUCACACAACUUGUCGGCAAUCCACUGGACAGGCCAAUUCUCAAAGCUGAUAAGAACUUUUCCGGUUUAUACCUCCUAGACACUUUCCCUUCUCCGACCACUUCACCAUUCCCCACUACCAUCAACCUUUACUACCAAGUACGAAACUUCGUAUUUGAUACAACCAGUGUAGAUGUCAAAUCAACUGUUGCUUGUGUCAACUGGCCUUCUGCCCAGGCCGUGACUCUGAGCUUCAACCACAUGAAAAUGGCUGAAAACAGCUUACAUCAGGGUGUUGUUUUCAACGGAACUACUGGCGGAGGCGGUGGUUCUGCUACUUUUAUGGGCGAUCUAGAGUUCACUGGGGGGAAUAUUGGUAUACGAUUGAAUAACCAGCAGUACGCCAUGCGUGCACUGACUUUCAACAAUGUCAAAACCGGAAUACAAAUUGACCACAUUUUCACUCUAUCCCUGCAGGGCGUCAAGUUCAACAAUGUUAACGUUGGCGUAAAUUUUACCGCUCCUCCAAACAACUCUGUCGGAUCGGUCAUCCUGAUUGAUUCAGAAGCCACCUCUACAGGCAAUGUUGUUGUAUCGCAGCAUACCGAGAACGCAGAUGGCUCUCUCAUCAUUGAGAACCUUAAACUCAAUCGUGUCGGCCAUGCUGUCGCUGAUACGCACGGUAAUCCUCUCCUUGCGGGAUCAACUCGCCCUACUACAAUCGGCUCCUUCAUCCAAGGCACCGUUUACAAGGAUCAGACCACUGGCAAAUACCUCGAGAGCAGCGGCUCACUUUCGCGCCCCCAAGCUCUUGUAGAUUCCAGUGGCGCUUACUGGACCAAGUCGCGACCUCAGUACGAAAGAUACAGCUCUGGCUGCUUUUCCAGUGUCCGAAACUUCGGUGCUACCGGAGAUGGAAAGACGGAUGCCACCAAAGCUAUCAACGCUGCGCUCAAGGCUAAUGCCAACCGAAGGAUCACAUAUUUCCCUGCUGGAAACUACCGCGUCAGCGGCACCAUCCAUGUCCCGGUUGGAUCUAGAAUUGUCGGUGAGGUUUGGUCUACCAUUAGUGCAUACGGAAGCGCGUUUGAGGAUGAGAAGAAUCCUCAGGUUGUCUUCCAGAUGGGCACCACUGGGUCCCGUGGAAUUAUAGAGGUGAGCGAUAUCGCAUUUGACGUAGCAGAUGUCCUUCCCGGUGCCAUUCUUGUCGAGAACAACGCAGCUGGAUUAAGACCAGGUGAUGUUGGCCUUUGGGACUCACAUUUCCGCGCUGGUGGCACAAUCGGCUCUGCCGUUGAAACCAAGUGCCGCUCUUAUCCUCAGUCCCCGAUCGAUCAGUGCAAAGCCGCAUUCUUGUUUAUGCAUCUCAAGUCCAACAGCCAGACCUACUUGGAGAGUGUUUGGGGCUGGUCUGUCAACCGUGAUCUCGAUGGUCUAAGCGGUGCUACCAACGGAACUAGCCAAUCUGUUGCCGUGGGCCGAGGUCUUCUUGUAGAAUCCAAGCUCGGGACAUGGCUUGUUGGUACAGCGUUUGAGCACAACGUUCUUUACCAGUAUCAGUUUGCUGGCGCACAAAAUGUCCAAGCAUUGAUGGCGCAAACGGAGACUGUAUACUGGCAGCCUGCACCUGCGGCUCCCUCGCCUUGGACACCUGACUCCCGAUACUCUGACCCUGAUUACUCCAACUGCGAUGGAAGCUCAAUCCAAUGCUUCAUGGGUUGGUCUCUCCGUGUCGUAGGCGGCAGUGACAUGACCUUUUAUGGUUUGGGCUUCUGGCAAUUCUUCAACGGCCUUAAUGGUGUUUCAGGCCCGUACGCUCAAGACAACAUUGUCUCCAUCGAGGGCCAACCGAAGCGAUUAAAGAUUUUCAACCUUGGUACGCACUUGGUGAAGAAUAUGGUGACCGUGAAUGGCGAAGCUGCUGCGCUGAGCGCCGAUAAUAAGGGUGGAUGGGGUGGUCUUAUUGCCGCCUAUCUGCCGUUUGCUUAA